Molecule: messenger RNA, 2139 nt
Organism: Trichogramma pretiosum
Lineage: Eukaryota; Metazoa; Arthropoda; Insecta; Hymenoptera; Trichogrammatidae
Product: beta-hexosaminidase subunit beta-like
Exons: 5
Coding region: 73-1719 (548 amino acids)
Biological process (GO): ganglioside catabolic process; carbohydrate metabolic process; glycosaminoglycan metabolic process
Cellular component (GO): membrane
Molecular function (GO): beta-N-acetylhexosaminidase activity
Source: RefSeq, a predicted model, not a curated record
ACUGCGAAUAGUUCUACUUUCGGUUUAGUGCAGGCUAAAUCGCGGUCGACGUUGUAUAGCAGCGGCAGCGGCAUGUCUCUUCGUACGCUCGUCUCUUCGAUUCUCGUGCUUUCGUUGGCGUGGUGUCGCGCGCACGGCCAGUGGCACGACGACGCCGGUCCCUGGUUCAUCGCCACGCAGGGCGAGCCCUGGCCCGAGCCGGCCUACAGGCGACUCCUCGAGCAACGCCACUGUCUCGAUCUCGACACCUUCGACUUCAAGGUGGUCAACCAGAAUUGCGAUCUUUUACAAGAGGCACUCGAGAGAUACGAAAACUUGAUGCGCACCGAGUUCGGCUUCGAUAGCAGUCGUCGCGAGCCGAGCGCUGCGGACGAGGAUUGCAAAUCGACGAUAAGCCAGCUUCGGGUCGAUUUGCAAGACGCCAGCGAGUGCGCCAAGUAUCCGAGGAUCGAUUCCAACGAGCAAUAUCAGCUGAGUAUCGGUAACAAUGCACUUGCUUAUUUAUCGGCCGAUUCCAUUUGGGGAAUACUUCGUGGAUUGGAGACGUUUUCGCAGCUCCUCUACAGAAACGAGACUCAGAAAUCGAUACACUUGCGGGGCCAGGAGAUAAGCGACCUGCCGCGAUUCGGCCAUCGAGGCCUGCUGAUCGACACGUCGCGCCACUUUCUGCCGGUGCGCGACAUUCUGCUGAUCCUCGACGCCAUGGCCUACAACAAGCUCAACGUGCUGCACUGGCAUCUGGUCGACGACAACAGCUUCCCGUACGAGAGCCUGCGCUAUCCGGAGCUCGCCCAGAAGGGCGCCUAUCAUCCGUCCAUGAUCUACCGGGUGGAGGACGUGGCGCGCGUCGUCGAGCACGCCCGUCGCCGGGGCAUACGCGUGCUGCCGGAGCUCGACACGCCCGGCCACACCAAGUCCUGGGGUCGCUCGCACCCGGAGCUGCUGACGCGCUGCUACGACGCCGAAGGUCGCGCCACCGGCAAGCUCGGCCCCAUGGACCCGAGCCACGAGCCUCUCUACGACCUCGUCGAGGAGCUGCUGCGCGAGCUCGGCGAGCGCUUCCCCGACGGCCAGGUGCACCUGGGCGGCGACGAGGUGCUCUACGACUGCUGGCGCAGCAAUCCCGACAUACGCGACUUCAUGCAGCGGCGCAACAUCAGCCUCGAGCGCUACGAGCUCCUCGAGGAGUACUACGUCGAGCGGGUGCUGCGAAUGGCGCGCGAGCUCGGGCUGCAGCCCGUCGUCUGGCAGGAGGUGUUCGACAACGGCCUGCGACUGGCGCGCUCCACGGUGGUGCACGUCUGGACGGGCGACUGGCCCAGGGAGAUGGACGCGGUGACCCGGGCCGGCCACAAGGCCCUGCUCUCGGCCUGCUGGUAUCUCGAUCACGUCGCGGGGGGCGGCGAUUGGCUCAAGUAUUAUCGCUGCGACCCGCUGGACUUCAACGCCACGCUGAGCCAGGCCAAGCAGCGCGACCUCGUGCUGGGCGGCGAGGCCUGCAUGUGGGGCGAAUUCGUCGAUAGGAACAAUGUGCACCAGCGAGUCUGGCCACGAGCCUCGGCGGCGGCCGAGCGGCUCUGGAGUCCCAAGGCGCAGGACGAAGACACAGCGGCGCGCCGCCUCGAGGAGCACGCCUGCCGCAUGAACAGGCGCGGGGUCCCCGCCCAGCCACCCAACGGCUCCGGAUACUGCCUGCUGCCCCAAGAUUAUCGCGUCUAGAGAGCGAGUUUGAAUCUUACAAUUGUUAUCGUUGUUGUUAUGAUUUUUCUUUGUUUAAUUUUCUAUAAUAUUCAGAUGGAUCGGUCAAGAAAUAAAUUUACAUAUUUUUUUCUACUCUACCUGUCUCGAAUGCUUCAUUUAUCGAUAUGUAACGUACAUCUGCGUUUAUAGUGUUUGAAAGAGAUUUUAGAUGAAAUUAGCUGCACAAAAAUUAAGUAACUUAUACUGAAUUUUAUUUCUUCAAUUCUAUCAUCGUUUGAAAUUAAUAUCUUAGUUCUAAUUAAUUUUUUUACAUAAACUGAAGAAAAAUUGAUGAAAGUGCAAUCACACGCUAUACUUUACAUGCAAAAACGAACAAAAAAAAGGUCGUUCUAUACCUAAAUUAAUUGUACAAAAAUUUCACGAAAAUUCAAUAAUAAU